ACAAAUAUGCAUCUAGAUUCUUCGGCUUCGAAUGGAUAUGCCAUAGCGGACUCGUCGAUCUCCUCGUCCUAUAGUUUCAUUGACCUUUCCUCAAUUUUUCACUCUUUUGUGCUGGAUCAAUAUGCAACCUCAAUCGAGCCACCUUAACAUAUCUGUUACAUGGAGGGGAAAGAAGUUUGUUGUAGAGAUGAAUGUAGGUGCCAAUGUUAAGGAUCUAGGACAAGAACUGCAGAAGUUAACAAAUAUCAAAGAAGAAACCAUGCGGUUCAUUGUUCCACGUGUUUCUGGCAGACCAUCAAAACUGUUGGCCCCCUUUUCAACGGAGCAUGCACUUUUAAGUUUGCAGGAAACAUCAAUUACAGAGGCCAGGUCAAUUACAAUGAUGGGUGUUUCAACAAAUGAGGUUGAAGAGGUUCUACAAAAUGCAAAAGCAGAUUUAAGAAUAGCUGGAUUUGAGGACGAGGAGAAGAGACUGAAACAGAGAAUUUCACAUGGACCUCUUCUUUCAUUGAAACUUCCACAAGGGCAGUAUAUAUUUUGUGAAUUUCGCACACUUCAAAUUCCAGGAGUAGAGCUGAAUCCUCCCCCUUCCGAGGCACUUAAAAGAAUGCAUAUGCUUGCUGCAGAUCCUGGAAUUGUUGCUGUGAUGAACAAGCAUCGUUGGCGUGUAGGAAUUAUGACUGAGAUGGCUCCUGUCGGUUAUGUUGGUGUGAGCCCAAAAUGCAUUCUUGGUCUUAACAAGAAUCAGGGAGAGGAAAUAUCAUUGCGUCUUCGAACUGAUGACCUCAAAGGUUUUAGGAAAUAUGAAAGCAUCAAGAAAACUCUACUGCAUGAACUUGCUCACAUGAUAUACUCUGAACACGAUGCAAACUUUUAUGCUCUGAAUAAGCAGUUAAAUCAAGAAGCUUCUAGUUUAGAUUGGACUAGAUCUGCAAGCCACACUUUGAGUGGAGUAAGGAAUACUGCAAUCUAUGAAGAUGACUUCAUAGCAGACAGUAGCAUUAUUCCUCAGAAGCUUGGAGGUAACAGGACAGAUCAGCUAAUAAGUGCUCGUGAAUCUUCAGUUGCUGCUGCUCACCAUCGAUUGGCAAAUGUUUCUGCCAACAAUUCAGGAGGGUCUGAAGUAAAUCAAGAGCUGGAUGCUGAUUAUUCUAGUUCUAAUAUGAGUGAAAAAUCUGAUUGUAGGAUAUCUGUCUCCAAAGAAAUGGAAGAUAUUGACAUGGCCAUCAUUGUUGAGAAAGAACUUGAUGGUGAGCCUGACCCUGAUGAUCAUAUUAUCGAUGGAAUGAAACAUGAGCCUGAUCCAGAUGAUUCUCAUCAUGGUAAAGCUGUUGAUGAUGAUUUUAGUUCAAUAAUUACUGAUAGCAGAACUGUAUUUGAACAAAAACCUGAAGCUUUUGGUGUAGCCCAAGUUUUACAUUCUGAAACAAGUACUGGGAAUAUGGCUGCAACAUACUCUGUUGGUCCUUAUCCAGAUGAUUCAGAAACAUCUACGAAAUCUAUUGCUCCAGUUAUAGCACCUGAUCCCAAUGAUGUGGUUCCCACACCAAAAUUAUCUUCACUGCAAACUGCUGAGCCAGAUCCUAAUGAUCAAGAAUUUCAGAGGAUAAAUGAUACCACAACUGCUGUUUGUAACCGUUUGUGGAAGGCUCUGGAAAUGCUGAGAAGUGAUGUUAGUGCAAUGCAAGCUACUUCAAUCCUCCAAACUCUCCUGAAAAUAAUUAGGAAUGUGAUUGAUCACCCUGAGGUGGAAAAAUACAAGAGAUUGCGGAAGGCUAAUCCAGUGAUUGAGAGGACUAUUGUCAAUUAUAAAGCUGCCAUGGAAAUUCUAUUUUUGAUUGGCUUCAGAGAAGAUGUUAUGUUUGACAAUCUUGGGAAGGAAGAUGCUUACUUGGUGUUGAAGCGGAAUGAUCCUGGCUUAUUGUGGCUAGCUAAGUCAACCCUUGAACAAGCACAAGCUUAACUUGUUAUCCCAGAAAACAGUUCUGAAAGGCAAAGCAAAAUUAUAUGUCGCGGAUGCUCUUCAUUAGAUGUUCAUUGUAUAAUAUUUGGGUUAGUAAAGUUCAUUUUGUAUUUUCAGUCUGUCAAAUAGAUAAAAUUAAGCAGAUGGAAACACCUGGGGAAGGAAAAAGAACUAUAUUUGAAGUGCAAACAGAAACAUGGUAUGAUAUCGGUGGUAGUAUUCGAGUUGUUCAUUGUAUAAUACAAGAUGUCAUUCAGUUGUAUUUUAGUGAGUGUAAAUACUUCUUAAAUAAAAGGAAUUCAUUAAGUGUUGCUUUAUU
Messenger RNA from Cajanus cajan (pigeon pea), 2282 nucleotides. RefSeq names its product zinc metalloproteinase-like protein. NCBI's taxonomy places the organism in Eukaryota, Viridiplantae, Streptophyta, Magnoliopsida, Fabales, Fabaceae. The record is from RefSeq and is a predicted model, not a curated record.